Phymastichus coffea is the source of this 1496-nucleotide messenger RNA. It is a transcript of the gene Dbp45A, whose product is annotated as probable ATP-dependent RNA helicase DDX49. Lineage: Eukaryota; Metazoa; Arthropoda; Insecta; Hymenoptera; Eulophidae. Gene Ontology annotation, molecular function: nucleic acid binding; ATP binding. The coding region runs from base 120 to 1484 and encodes 454 amino acids. The transcript has 5 exons. The record is from RefSeq and is a predicted model, not a curated record.
AAGUGUCAAACGUGGAAGAUCAUGUAUCAAAUAGCUCAAAAUAAAUAUAUUAAUAAAUAUAUUAAAUGUUAUAAAUAUUAAGCAAGAAUGGCAAUGUUUACUGAUUUAAAUCUUAAUUCAUGGAUUGUCAAUCAAUUAAAAGCCGUCGUUUCAAAUAUUUAGGCUUGAAAAAUGCAAAACCAAUUCAAAAAAACUGCAUCCCUGCAAUAUUAGAAGGAAAAGAUGUCAUUGGAUGUGCAAAAACUGGUAGUGGUAAAACAUUAGCUUUUGCCUUACCAAUUCUACAAAAACUUUCAGAAGAUCCUUAUGGUAUAUUUGCCCUUGUGUUAACACCAACCAGGGAACUAGCAUUUCAAAUAUCUGAUCAGUUUGCUGCAAUUGGCAAAGCCAUUAAUUUGAGAAAAAGUACAAUUGUUGGUGGCAUGGAUAUGGUGGUACAGGGACAAGAGCUUGCAAAACACCCUCACAUUGUUGUUGCAACUCCUGGAAGACUGGCUGAUCAUUUGGAAAGCUGCAAUACUUUUUCAUUGAAAAGAAUCAAAUUUCUUGUAAUUGAUGAAGCAGAUAGAUUACUUGGAGGAGAUUUUGACAAGCAACUUAGCAUUAUAUUUCAAGCUUUGCCAAAAGAAAAGCAAUCUUUACUUUUCAGUGCUACAAUUACUGAUGCACUGGAAAGAGUGCAACAAGUGUCAAGCAGAGAAUUUUUUAUUUAUCAGUCUGAAGAUGACACAGGUAUUGCAACUGUUAAAGAACUUGAUCAGAGGUAUGUGCUUUGUCCCAAAGAUAUUCGUGAUGCUUAUUUAGUUGAAGUUAUCAGAACAUUCAGAGCUGAAAAUGGUGUUGGAUCAAUAAUGAUUUUCACUGAUACUUGCAAACAUUGUCAACUAUUGUCUAUGACAUUGAAUGAAUUAGGCUUUGAUAAUGUAGCUCUGCAUGGAAUGAUAAAACAAAAAGAGCGUUUAGCAGCUUUGACAAAGUUCAAAUCAAAUCAAGUUAAAAUUUUGAUUGCAACUGAUGUGGCUGCAAGAGGUUUAGAUAUUCCAAUAGUUACACUUGUAGUUAAUCAUAAUAUACCCAAUGUACCUAAAGAAUACAUUCAUAGAGUAGGUAGAACAGCUCGAGCUGGAAGAGGUGGUAUGGCUAUUAGUUUGGUAACUCCACAUGACAUUAAACUGUUGCAUGCUAUUGAGGAGAUUAUUGGUACAAAACUUAAAGAGUUUAAAGUUAAUGAUAAAGAAAUUGUCACAAUUUUCACACAAAUAUCAGUGACGAAACGAGAAGCAGAAAUCAUUUUAGAUGAAACUGAUUUUUAUGAGAAAAAAAUGAUAAACAAAAGAAAAAAGUUAAUUAUGGAAGGAAUGGAUCCUGAAGAAGUAGAUGAGUUUCUAAAUGAAAGAAAGAAACACAAAAAACCUAAAAAGAAAAAGACUGACCAAAAAAUUAAAGAGGAAAUUACACUUAAGAAAACUAUUGAUUCAGAUUAAAACGUGUUUACA